Molecule: messenger RNA, 705 nt
Organism: Phytophthora sojae
Lineage: Eukaryota; Oomycota; Peronosporomycetes; Peronosporales; Peronosporaceae
Exons: 3
Coding region: 1-705 (234 amino acids)
Biological process (GO): carbohydrate metabolic process; pentose-phosphate shunt, non-oxidative branch; pentose-phosphate shunt
Cellular component (GO): cytosol
Molecular function (GO): metal ion binding; D-ribulose-phosphate 3-epimerase activity
Source: RefSeq, a predicted model, not a curated record
AUGAUGUGCCACAUGAGAUCAGUGCUCAGCUGCACCUGUAAGAUCGGACCCUCGCUGUUGGCGUCGGACCUCUCGUGCCUGAAGGACGAAUCGCUCAAGGUGGUGGCGGCCGGCGCAGACUACCUGCAUUUGGAUGUCAUGGACGGGAAUUUCGUGCCAAACAUCUCUUGGGGGAAAUGCCUGCGCCCGCAUACCAAGGCGUUCUUCGACUGUCACAUGAUGGUGGCCAAGCCCGAGCAGUGGGUGUCGGACAUCGCUGCGGCGGGUGGUGACCAGUUUACCUUCCACCUGGAGUCGACGAAGGACCCGCUCGCCCUGAUCAAGCAGAUCCGCGACGCUGGCAUGAAGGUGGGCCUAGCCAUCAAGCCGGGAACCAGUGCGGAGGCUGCCUUCCCGUACGUGGAGCUCGUGGACAUGGUGCUGGUCAUGACCGUAGAGCCGGGCUUCGGUGGCCAAAGCUUCAUGGCCGACAUGAUGCCCAAGGUGGAGACCAUUCGCGCCAAGUACCCGACUCUGGACAUCGAAGUGGAUGGCGGACUGGGCCCCUCUACGAUCGACGCGGCUGCGAAGGCUGGAGCCAACAUGAUCGUCGCUGGAAGCUCCGUUUUCAAGGCCACCGACCCCAAGGCUGUCAUUCUGCAGAUGCGACACAGCGUCGAGAAGUACGGCAAUGGCAAGAGCGACGACCAGUUGACGAAGCUUUGA